Molecule: messenger RNA, 2991 nt
Organism: Cimex lectularius (bed bug)
Lineage: Eukaryota; Metazoa; Arthropoda; Insecta; Hemiptera; Cimicidae
Exons: 12
Coding region: 230-2536 (768 amino acids)
Source: RefSeq, a predicted model, not a curated record
UCGUUCAUAGAAUGUUGUGAUACGGACGCAGAAAACUGAAUAAUUAGUUUCUAGUUUGUUUAUAAAGGAUUUUAAAUUUUAUAGUGAAAGUUUUAUGUUAAUUAGGUUCAUUUUUCUGUUUGCAAGGAUCGACCUCACUUUAGGAUAAUAACAGACUUGUCCGAGCUUCAUCUUCAUCAGGCAGUAUUCAGAUUUUUGUUUGGAUUAUAAGGUGUCUUUUAUAAUCCAUAUGGCUUCGAGGGAGGAAAACAAAAGCGAAGAAAAAUGGUUCAGGGGUUCCGAAGGGCGCGACAAACCCGAGGGCGAUAUGACCAGCAUAACUCUGUCGGAAUUCUUUGAUUUUCUAUCAUGCGCGUACCAGUUGAACGUUGAUCUCGCGGAAAAGGACAGGGCAAAUUCGAAAAUCGAUUGGGAUAAAUUAACGUCGAACGCCCUUCUUUCGAAAUUGAUCGCCCUCCAUCAAAACGAAUUGAACAGAACGAACAAGAUGAAAAUGGACCAGAGGAACAGGAAAAUUGGCUUCGCCUCCGAACCAGAGACCAUUAAUUCGCAUAAUCUUAUAGUCGCCGGGAUACAAGACUAUCUCAACAGCAAAGUUGAGAAUGUGUUGGACGAAGGCCUAUUGGAUUCCAUAAUGCCGUUUAUGGUCCCUAAAAUAAACAGCUUCGAGUCUGGAAGAAGAUCUUCGGACGUCUCCAGGAGAAUGAGUGCCUGCGACAAUUAUUCCUCUCAACAAAACAAUUACAACGAAUCUCCCUCAGAACCAAACGAUAUUAAAGAGGUAGAAAUUGAUAUCCAGGUGUGCGAUGAGCUUAGGCACAAAACAAAAAUGUUUAAAUGCCCUAGGGACAUGCUCCUUGCGAAAAUGCAAUACUUUGCAGACGUGACCUCAGGUCAAAAAUUAGAAGACAUGGAUAUAUCUGUUCACUGCGAUUUGACAAUAUUUGAAUGGCUCAUGAAAUGGGUUAAACACACAACACCGGAUAAUAAACCUGCCCUAUUUAUCCAGAAUGUUGUUCAAGUUUUAGUAUCAGCUACAUUUUUACAAAUGGAGCCAUUGAUAUCAGAAUGCAUCGCUUUCCUUCGACAAAAUGUUGAUGAAGUUAUAAGAACAGCAUCAAGUAAUCUAUCUUGUUUGAAUGAUACUGUAAUAACUAAGAUAGCAGAUGCUUUAACCAACGUUGAAGUUGAUGCAAUGAAUGAUCCAAAAGAUAAAAUUCAGUCUCGGCUGUUUUGCAAAUUAAUCAUUUUCCUAGCUAGCAAAACGAACGAUUACAAAAAAGGUCAUUUUUCUUCGAUAGCUUAUUUGUAUAAAUGUUCCCUUUGCCAUAAAAUCCUCCACAAUGACUAUGGCCAUUACCUACCUUGUCUACCAAAAAAUAUCAAGCUGAAUACAUCCGGAACUAUGGUCGGAAUGCAUGAAGUUGAUGAAACGUGGAGCUUGAACGCAUACAUCAAAGAGCUGAAAACCGAAUUAAAGACAUGGAGAAAAGUCUAUUGGAAAUUGUACGGCAGGUGCCACUAUUUAAAGUGUUCACAUUGUUCAUGCUACUACUCUAUCUGUUACACGAACUGGUGUCGUUACCAUGAACAGUUUCCUCAGUUCUUUCCUUCUGAACAAGGCAAAUCCACUUCAUUUGUUGGUAAAUAUAUGUGCUGUGGAGCCAAAACUUAUAGGUUUGAGAUUCUACCGACUCCAUCUGGGUGUACAUUCAGGCCUCACCGCCCCCAAUUGGAUUCACAACUUAGACAAUUAUUAUUUAUAUUUGAUGGCCAUUCCAAGCUCAUAUGCAUCAAUCCACCAAAGACAAAAAUAACUUAUUCAACAAGUAAGACCUGUGAAAGCAUAACUGACGGCUACGAUGUCAACUCUGACACUAUAAGAAACGAAUAUUUUUGGUGGCAUGAGUUAAAUCUAACACACAACACCUUACAAAUGACUCUACACAAGCACAUUGCAGCUGAUGUGUUGGAAGAUGAACAUGAAGAUAAUGAUGAUAUUCAAGAUGCUGAAAACAAUAGUAACAGUUCAAAAUCCGCCAAUAAUAUACUGAGUGAAUUUAGUUCAGAAAUUUACUCGUCGAGCGAUGAGAUUGAUAGUUCCAGUGUUGAUGAGGAUGAUGUGUCUGAUGAAGAUUCACCGACUCAAUCUCACACCAGCCAUUCCAGACGACGAAAACGAUAUCGCAAUAAAAUUCAUGCAGUAAGGCGUGCACAAUUCACUAAAAGAUGGCUGCCAAAACUCUCUGUGAGAUGCAAUCAGGAUAAUCAGAGAGACAAAGAGGAAAGAAUAAUGAAAAGCUACGUCCAGAAAUUGACAAAUCGACCAUCAAAUACAAAUUGCAGCGAGUUGAAUAGAUUUCAAACUAACGGUUUUUACUCACGUUGCCCAUCGCAGGAUGAUUUAAAAUUAGCAGGUGGGACAUAUGCUCAAUUGGAGUUAGAAUGGAGGGAAUCGUUGAAACAGCCAAGUUCACCAAAAAAACGCUCUAGUUCUUUAAAAGUAAAAAUAUCAGGGAAACAAACUGGCUCUUGAUACCUGCUUAAUUUUAGGCUAACAAUAUAUACCAUUGUUUUUAAAUUUAUCUCUCAAAAUCAAUAUGUUAAGUAAUUUGUCUUUAAAUAUAAUUUUCUAUUAAAAAUUAUUUAAUCUAUCUGCCAUUAUAUCAAUUAUUGUUUUAGAGAGUAUAGUAGAUAGUUCCAGAUUCUGAAUUUGUCAUAUAGACUAAUUUUCUUUGCAUAAUUUACUGUGAGAAAUUGGACCCAGGAUGGAUUAGUGGCAGCAUCUAGUCACUACUGUAAAUAGAUUUACCUUUAUUGACUAUUAUUAAUAUAUGAGUGAAUGUCUAUUAUUUUGGUCUGCCUAUCCUCCCCGGUUUUUUCGUGUCAAGAAGCAUCUUCAUGGAAAAGAUUGAGAGUACAAAGUACAAGCAUGGUAAAUGACGGAUAUAACUUGUGGAACUGGAGGUUAACCUAAGAUCCAUCAAAAGA